Messenger RNA from Acanthisitta chloris (rifleman), 1959 nucleotides. RefSeq names its product inositol polyphosphate-5-phosphatase, 72 kDa (gene INPP5E). Lineage: Eukaryota; Metazoa; Chordata; Aves; Passeriformes; Acanthisittidae. Gene Ontology annotation, molecular function: inositol-polyphosphate 5-phosphatase activity. Bases 1 to 1959 code for a protein of 652 amino acids. Gene Ontology annotation, biological process: phosphatidylinositol dephosphorylation. The record is from RefSeq and is a predicted model, not a curated record. The transcript is spliced from 10 exons.
AUGAGCACUCCAAAUGGAUUUCCACAGCACUCCAGGGCGUGUGUUACUCGGAGCACAGAGGGUGGAGCAGUCCAGGACCUGCAGGCUAAAAAAGCUGGAAAAGCAGCCAAAAAGGAGGUUGGUGGCAAUGGGAGACUUCCCAGUGAAGGUCCUCUGAGUGCAGCCACCCCUGUGAGUGAGACCUUAAAGCUUCUACCAGAAGAACUCAAAGCCAAUAUGAAAAUGAAGUCGAUCACUCUGAGGCCUCCUCCGAAGCCGCGGCUGGAACGAGCUGCAUCCCUGGAUGAGAAGAGCUGGAGGAGGUGGAGGAGGUUCCGAACGAGCCAGGAAAGUCUGACUGAUCCCAGCGAGUUGAGUUCCUCCAAUGGUUCCCUGCAGGAAGCAUCCCCCAGCCCUCCCACCAGGAGCAGGGCAAGCCCCUGCCAGCCCUGCUGCCAGCAGAACUCCUCUCACAGCUCCCCAGACACCUCGGAAAUUGUGGGGAAGAGCAGAGGAAACACCUCUGACCUGGGCAAAAGAGCCUCUGAGAUCUCCAGUGCCUUUGGGGGACUUCUGCGGGGCAAAGCGUUCGCGGGUGGCAAGCCCAGGCUGUCCCAAAUCAUGCCAGCUCGGCCCCUGCCCCCCAUGGAGCUCCACGUGGCCUCUCCCACCCUGAGGACAGCUAAUAGGAUUGACUCAGAUUGUGUGGAUUACCGACAUUAUUCUCAGCACAAGUCUGGGAGGGUGAGCACCAGGCUGCAUGGCAGCGGCAUGGGCUACGACAGCUGCUCCACAGACUCCAUGAAAUCCACCUUCAGCCUGCUCACUCCCAUUCAAGCCAAGGAUGUUCGGAGCAGGAGCUAUAUGGAAGGCAGCAUUCUGGCAAGUGGUGCCUUACUGGGAGCAGAAGAACUUAGCAGAUACUUCCCUGAUCGGAGUGUUGGAAUCUUUGUGGCCACCUGGAACAUGCAGGGCCGGAAGGAACUUCCACUGAAUCUGAAUGACUUCUUAUUGCCAACAGAUCCUGUCUAUGCCCAGGACAUGUAUGUCAUUGGGGUUCAAGAAGGCUGUCCAGACAGAAGAGAGUGGGAGAUUCGCCUGCAGGAGACUCUGGGCCCUCACUAUGUCAUGCUCUACUCUGCUGCACAUGGAGUGCUCUACAUGUCAGUCUUCAUCCGCAGGGACCUCAUCUGGUUCUGCUCAGAAGUGGAGUGUGCCACAGUGACGACUCGGAUUGUGUCUCAGAUCAAAACCAAGGGAGCUCUGGGAAUCUCCUUCACGUUUUUUGGGACCUCCUUUCUCUUCAUCACCUCCCACUUCACAUCUGGGGACAGCAAGGUGAACGAGAGGAGACUGGACUACAACAAAACCAUUCAAGCCCUUACACUUCCCAAGAAUGUUCCAGACACAAAUCCAUAUCAAUCCAGUGCUAGUGAUGUCACAACUCGGUUUGAUGGAGUUUUCUGGUUUGGUGACUUCAACUUCCGACUGAACAAGGAUCGUGAGACUGUGGAUUCCAUCCUGAACCAGAACCCUGACACAGAUGUGUCCAAGCUGCUGGUGUAUGACCAGCUCACCAAUGAGAUGAGUCGGGGGUCUAUUUUCAAAGGAUUCCAAGAGGCUGACAUCCAUUUCAGACCUUCCUACAAGUUUGACAUAGGAAAGGACAGUUAUGACACCACUUCCAAACAGAGAACUCCUUCCUACACGGACCGAGUCGUGUUCCGCAGUCGGUACAAGGACGACAUCCAGGCUGUCAAAUACUCCUCCUGCCCUGUCAUCAGAACCUCAGACCAUCGCCCUGUGUUUGCCUUGUUUCGUGUCAAAUUGAGGCCUGGCAAAGACAACAUUCCCCUGGCUGCAGGCCAGUUUGACCGAGAACUGUAUUUGAUUGGAAUAAAGAGGAGGAUCACCAGGGAACUGCAGAAACGGCAGGAGCAAAAGGACCAAAAAUCCAGCAGCAUAUGUAGCAUCUUCUGA